This is a messenger RNA of Paramecium octaurelia, 1334 nucleotides long. The record is from the annotation of a GenBank genome assembly. NCBI's taxonomy places the organism in Eukaryota, Ciliophora, Oligohymenophorea, Peniculida, Parameciidae.
AUGCCUUUAAUUAAAGCUCAAUUUCGUUUCUAUUUUAAUUCUUUUACAACUGAAAUUGUUUUGCCAUUUAUAUUUGCAGCAAAGGCUAACACAAAACUAAAAAAGCAAUUUAAUGAAUUAAAAUGUUUAUUUGAAAAUUAAAAAAGAUUAAUUGAUUAAAAUGUUACCAAAAGUAUCAGUGAAAUGAACAUUGCUAUGGAUGGAGUUAUCAAAAACUUUUUAACUAAUAUCAAAAGGCCUAAUUUAAAUAACUAAAGAGCCAUAGCUUGGUUAGACAAUAACAUAGAAAAUCAUAAUUAACUUAAAGAAUUAGAAAUUGUUUUCCAAACAUUUAAUAUUGUCAUUUUACAAAUGAUCAUCAAAGUCUUAUCAAUUUUUUAAAUGAAAAUUACAUUACUUUUCUGAUAUUAUAAGGAUCGCUGGCAAAGGAAACUCUGCAUAUGCUAUUGACUUAUCCUAAUAUUCAUUCAAUUCUUAUUUAUUGUAAGUUUCCAGAAAAAUAUGAGGACCUUAUCUAAAAGUUUAAAUAAAUUGUAUAUAUCAUAAAUCAAUAAGAUGAAGUGAUUGCAACAUUGGAGAAGAACUUAGCGCCUUCUUUAGUAUUAAGAGAAAUUAAUUUAUACUAGUUUCCGAAUUAUUUUUAAUAGAAUGAUGCUCUUUAUUAUCUUUCUGACUAAUUUUCGUUAAGUAGUAUUCCUUAACUAUCCAAAGAUGAAGCUCUUAAAAUAAUUUAAAACACAAUGUAAUACGUACCAAAAUCAGUAUAUAUAUUAUCUGAAGAGGCUUAAGCAGAAAUAGCUCUUUAAAUUCACGAGAAAUUUAAAAAUGGACAAAUUGAGGCUAUAAUUAAUCUCUAUACAGGGCCUAGUGAAUUUUUUAAAUUUAUUAAUAAGCUUCUAUAAAGUUUAAAUGAAAAAGCAAUUUUAGAAGCCUCAGUCUUCAUAUAAUCAUUAAAAUAUAGUUUAGAAAAAUACUAAGACAAUAUAGACCAAAAUUUAUUUGUCUCUAAUAAUUUCUUCCUUUAUAGAAGAGUAGAUUGUACAAUUGAUUCCUUUAAACUAAAACAUAAAUUAUAUGAUUUAAUGAUGUUUCCUGCAUUCACUUCCACUAGCAGAGAUUUUGCAAUUAGUAAAUCCUAUGCUAAGGAUUCUGGAAUUAUAUUUAGAAUCUCCUUUAAUGAAAAUAAUUUAGAAGAGAUGGCGAGACCCAAAGCAAUUUACACGGUUUCCUAAUUUUAGAAUGAAUAAGAAUAUUUAUUUUCUUGUUUUUCAUGUUUCAUUAUUACAAAAUUUAAUGAAGUUAAUCUAAUAGAUAUAGAAUUUGUUAAAAUUUGA